AUGUCCCACAGGGCGCCGAGGGGGCAGGAGGAGGAAGAAGCGGGGGCGGAGGUGGGAGGGGAAGGAGCGGCGAGGGGCAGCCGGGCGCGGCACAAGAGCCAUCCGGAGCCCGCGGCGAGCGGCGGCAGGACUCAGGACCGGCACGAGAGGAAACGGAAGAGGCAGGAGGCGCAGCAGCUCCGGAAGCUCCAGCACCUGGAGUCCUUCUAUGAGAAACCUCCCCCAGGGCUAAUUAAGGAGAAUGAAACAAAGCCAGAAGACUGCAUCCCUGAUGUGCCAGGCAAUGAAAGUGCACGAGAAUUCCUGGCGCAUGCGCCGACAAAAGGGCUUUGGAUGCCUUUGGGAAAAGAAGUCAAAGUCAUGCAGUGUUGGAGGUGUAAACGUUACGGACACAGAACAGGAGAUAAAGAAUGCCCAUUCUUUAUCAAAGGCAAUCAGAAACUGGAACAAUUUCGAGUAGCACAUGAAGAUCCAAUGUAUGAUAUAAUAAGGGAAAAUAAACGUCAUGAAAAAGAAAUGAGGAUACAGCAACUGAAGCAGCUCCUGGAGGACUCUACCUCAGAAGAUGAUGACGAUAACAGUGAUGACAGUGAUGAGGAUGAUGAAGAUGGCAGCAGCUCUACUUCCUCAGAAUGUAGAGAUAAGCACAAGAAAAAAAAGAGAAAGAAGGAAAAGAAAAAAAAGGAAAAGAAGAAGAAGAGAAAGAGAAAGCGCAAAUCAUCUAAAUCUAACGAGAAGUCGGAAUCUGACUGACAGCAGUCAGCUGCUGCACCUUCAUUUUGUGAACUGCAAGGAAGGAGCCAAAGAACAAGGGAGAAACUACCAGAAAGGGCUUUCUUAAAGUCAGAACAUGCAGAUGGAUACAUACAGCAUCCUAGGCUGGCUGUCCUCUUCUGCCCCUCCACAGUGCCACAGCCAGAAGGAAGAGAGCUGCAUUAAGCAGCACUUGAUCAAUCAUAUCUUUAUACUGUAAAACCUUUGCUGAGGGUCAUCUGUCUUGUUCAGAUUGGGCCCCUGCCUUGCUCCAUGUGAUUGUCAGCAGGAAGCAGUGACUAUCAAGGGUUUUCCUAACAAAUCUGCAGCAUUAGCAGACUGGCUCUUGAAGUGUCUUUUUUUUUUUUUUUCCCCACAUGAAGUGAUUUCAUUAUAGACAAAACCUCAUUGUAAUGAGACUGCAGUUAGCACCAUGCAGAGCACUGGGGGUUCACUUACAGUGCUUACAAUAAACAAGUUGUACUGUAUUAUUGGUUUUCCCUCUGUAUACUGCCUGUAUUCUCAAGUUCGGUGUACUUAUCCUAUUACUGGCAGCUAGGGAAAUAAAGAGUACUGCUGAAGGGAGGAAAAAGUUAAUUAAGAGCAUUUACUUUUAAGACAAAUUUGCAGUGUCAGCAAGACUUGGUGGGGGUUUUUUUGUGUAGCAGAAUCUCAACAUCAUCACCAUUAAUACAAACAAGUCAGCAAAACCUAAAGCAUUCUCCAGACCAGAUGUGGGAGCCAAGUGUAAUGAUGUUAGAGGUUCAGCUUCACUGUAAAGAGGUAGUGGUUUGAGUUUAGAAGAGUGUUUUCAUAUUAGAAAUUAAAAAGAUCAAUUUCUGCAUAUACUUCCCUAUCAGUUGUUUUGAUACAGUUGAGGGGGCUUUUCUCCUUUUAAAAAGGCUUGGGGAAAUAAAUGCCAACUUAUUUUUUAUGCUUAUUAGAAUUAUGUAGCAAUAUUUUAUGAAUCAUCCCACAAGAGUAUAAAAGUAUAAGGCUUGCAAAAUGGUUUUCAACUGUAUGCAUGUCAGCCACAGAACAGUAGUAAAGAACUUGUAAGCAGGCAGAAGGGAAACUGUUGUGUACUGAGCUGACUUUGUAGACUGACCAUGCUUCUCUUUUUAAAUCAUCUUGCAGGCUCAACUAGAAAGACUGAGGUAGCUAUAAACUGCAUUAGAGUAAGCAUCUCUUUUUGAAGCCAAGGUACAGAGGUCCAAAGCUAUGAUUUAUAUUGGUAUUCUUGAGAAAGAGAAAUACACUUGCUUUGAAAGGAUGAGGAGGGACUUACCUAGAACUUAGUCUCUGUGCUUACCCUUAUAUUGGAAAAAAUCCCCACCAUGAUGAAGCCUUAACAUUGAUAGAGUGAACAUGACAGUGAAAUGAAGGAACCAUAGACUAAAAUGCUCAUGAGAGCUUUGGAAGAGGACAGAGAACUGUAUACAUUAAAUUAUGUUUUCUCCCUCCUACAUAUCUAAGAGUCAUUUAGUAAAACUAAACUCCUGUUCCUUGCCAAUCAUUUACAAUAUGAUUUAGGGAAAAACAAAGCAAUCAGGGAAGAUUCUUUAUCUUAUUCCCGGGGUUUGAAUGUAGAGUGGUGUUUUAUCCUCCAGUAUUAUUUAGUAGAUCUCCCUGUAAUGGGAUUUAUUGGUUUCUCUUACUAGUUCCCAGCAUCAACAAAUUAAAAGCUCCUGGCUCUUUCACUAGAAAAAGAUUUAACAGCUGAAAUAGCAUAAAGAGAUUUAUAGGCUGGUUCUCUCUAGUGUCACAUUUGGUGCUGAGAAAAAUCUCUGCAUUGAGAGCAGUGACUGCUGACAGAUGCUGGAAGCCACAGCUAAUGUUCACCUGAUAACACUCCCCGAGAAUUCUUAUUGAAGUUUGCCUGGAGCAGAACUGACCUGGAGAUCUCUUCAAUGACUUCUGCUUUUGUCAUUUAAGAUUCUCUCAAGUUUGGCUUAAUAAAAACAAAUUCAAGUCUUUCC
Colius striatus (speckled mousebird) is the source of this 2732-nucleotide messenger RNA. It is a transcript of the gene RP9, whose product is annotated as RP9 pre-mRNA splicing factor. The transcript is spliced from 6 exons. Gene Ontology annotation, biological process: RNA splicing. Bases 1 to 753 code for a protein of 250 amino acids. The record is from RefSeq and is a predicted model, not a curated record. Lineage: Eukaryota; Metazoa; Chordata; Aves; Coliiformes; Coliidae.